AUGUACAAUCUCUGCAACGAAACCAUCCAGGCCUGUGUUCCAUGUCAAGCCUGUGACGAGAGGUCGCACCAAGAACCACUCAGCAUGACCAGACUUCCUGAGCGACCCUGGGCAAAGGUGGCUAUCGACCUUCAUGGCCCCUUGCAGUCAGUAAAAUACCUGCUUGUUGCCAUCGACGAGCAAUCCCGCUUCCCAGUGGUGGAGGUGGUUCGGUCAACAUCUGCCGAACAGAUACUUCCAAGACUCCGCAAGACUUUUGCUCUCUUUGGGACACUAGACGUGGUUAAAUCCGACAAUGGUGCACCUUUCAACGGCAAGGACAUGGCAUCUCUUGCUGCAGAACUGAACUUUCACCACAGAAAAGUGACUCCAUAUCGGCCUCAAGCCAACGGCACCGUGGAGAGGUUUAUGAGGCCUCUUGUGAAACUCAUCCAGACCGCUCACCUAGAGGCCAAGGAUCUCGAGAUGGAACUGGACGCAUACCUUGCCAGCUACCGGCAGACUCCCCACCUCACCGCAGGCUGCACACCAUACGGCAUGAUGUUUGGAAGGGUUGCCAAAGGUCUACUGCCCACUGUUAUGCCACCAGAAUGUCAGCAAACAGAAGCGCAAAAUGAUAAAAAGAAAGAACAUCAAGGCUUAUGCUAA
Messenger RNA from Ixodes scapularis (black-legged tick), 648 nucleotides. RefSeq lists its product as uncharacterized. Gene Ontology annotation, molecular function: nucleic acid binding. The coding region runs from base 1 to 648 and encodes 215 amino acids. The record is from RefSeq and is a predicted model, not a curated record. The transcript has a single exon. Gene Ontology annotation, biological process: DNA integration. Lineage: Eukaryota; Metazoa; Arthropoda; Arachnida; Ixodida; Ixodidae.